Molecule: messenger RNA, 234 nt
Organism: Paraglomus brasilianum
Lineage: Eukaryota; Fungi; Glomeromycota; Glomeromycetes; Paraglomerales; Paraglomeraceae
Source: the annotation of a GenBank genome assembly
AUGUUGUCGAAAUUAAAGUGGGAUGGUCUCGUCAAGACUGCUGCUGAGCUCGGAUUAGCGAGUCUUCCGGAGAAACUGCCAGAACAGAUUGACGAGGCUUUUCUCAGGACACUUCACCACACCUUGCUGGAAACACACAUUGAGCAAGGCAAGAUGACAUGUCUCAAUUGCAAUCACGUUUAUACCAUCAUGGAUGGGAUACCCAACAUGUUACUUACUGAGGAUGAAGUCUAG